AUGGAACACAAUAGGCAGAAGAAAGAUCCAUCAUGCAACAAGAAAGUAACCUCUUCUCAUCCUUACGAAACAGCAAACUGGUUCACCCGUGCAUCUCUGGGUUGGAUGAACUCGAUACUGCGGCUUGGCAGCAAAAGACCUCUGGUAAAAGAAGACAUUUUCCCUGUUCGUACAGAAGAUAGUAUGGAGUAUCUUGUUAGCAAACUGAAGAGCGAGUGGCAACAUGAAAUUAACAGUUGCCUACCAAGUGAUUGUAAACCUCGUUUGUGGAGAGCAUUUACUCGAAUGUUUUCGUGGAAGGCAUACACCUUGAUGUUUGUUUUAGUUCUGUGUCGUUUCUUGUGUACAAUUUUACUGCCAACGCUAAUGUGGUUUUUUCUGUCGGAGUUUGUGAGGGAAUCACAAGGUGACGCUUCAACGUCUUCAUAUGUGUUCGUUACUGGAAUAAUUAUUUUAGCUCUUUUUAAAGGAUUCUCCAAGAAUCACUCAGCUUCGAUGGCAGAGAUUUGGAGCAAUCGACUUAAAGUGUCCUGCAUUGGCCUUAUCUACGAAAAGGUAAUAGUUUUCCCUUUAUAUCGUUUCAAAAAAGGGUACCUUCCUUAAUUUGGGGUGAAGAUAUCUCUCUGGUCAUGUUGUAUCAAAGUAACAGUUAAAGUUCUUCUGGUCAGGGACUCGCCAGUACCUUUGAUCUACUAUGAUCCGAGUGAUGCUGGAUCAUAAAUCUUGCCGAGCCGAAUCAGACUACACGGCAGACGUUUGUAGACGGCAGGCAUUUCUAGUGGAUAGGAAAGGGAAAAUGAAGUGAACAAGAUCGCCAGGAAGUGCAGUCAUCCCGUUCUCGCUUUCCUUUACCCCCCCCUUUUCUUUUCUUUGCGACGCAGGCAGAUCCGUGUCAUCUCAAAGGAACGAACUUUUUAUGACCUGGCGUUUGAAUGGCAAAGUGAAGGAGGAUUUGAGACAAGCGAGAAUGAGACAGGCGUCCCUUUCUCUCUGCGCACUUCAUUUUCCAGGUCCUCUCCCCUACAAACGCCUGGCGUGCCAUUCAGACUGAUCCGGAGCACGAUUUAUAAUCCGCAUUAUUACCCGAAUCCUGGUUCAUCCAAGUUACCGACGAGUCCUUGCGGUUCCUUUGAUUCACCAUGAUCGGGGUGAUCUUGCUUCAUAAGCCCUGAUUUGGAUCAUUCCAAUGGAACACACCAAAAGAUUACAAGAUAGAGUUUUUCUUUCAGUUGUAUUUCAAUUGAUGGUGUUUAAAUUUUGAGGGUAAUACAUGUGUCUUUCUGAUCUUGAGUCAAAGAAUUUGGAUCAAACCACUGUGUAUUCAAUUAGUACCCAGUAAAUAGUGUAACACUGCCACUGCCAGUGGUGGGAGUUCAUUUGAGGACGUUCGUAGCACUUGCAUAUUGAAUAAAUUAAAGGGGCUAUAUCAUGAGAAUAUUCGGCUGUUUUAGGACAAUUUUUUAGUGCUGAAUUCAUUACUUGGUGUAGAGUUAUGAAGAACAAAUCUUAGAAAUUUCAUCGGCAGGCACUCAUCACACUAAUUUUUGUGUGAGUUUUGGAGGCAUAGCAUUAAAACUUGAAAAAGGCGGCAAAACUUUUUCAUGUUGUAAUCGACCCCCAUCCUUGCCACCUAUUGCAACAGACGACAGAAAACAGUUUUAAUGCCUACAUAUAGUCUUCAAAAACAAAUACGGGCCAUUAUUUUACAAAUUGAAUUGAUGCGAAAAAAGGUUUUAGCUUUUUGAAAAUAAUAAAGUGAGAUAGCCCUUUAACUUUCACUAGCAAAAAUUUGGCCGAUUAAUGCGCCUGUUCUUUUUAUAAACGCAGAUCCUGAAAGAACUUAAACGAAGUGAUGUUCAGAAGAUAAUCACUGGCAAGACAAUCAACCUCGUAACAAACGAUGCUCAGAAACUGGAGAAACUCGUAUUUGGGCUACACUAUGCCCUUCCUGCUCCAUUCUAUAUUUUGGGUUCAGUUGUUGUUCUUUUGGUCCUAAUUGGGUGGAGAGCUUUAGUCGGCAUGUGUGUUUACAUACUUUUACUCAUUUAUAUUUUCACAAUGUCACACAAGAACGGCAAGUUACGCCACAAAACUGCUGUAGCUACGGAUAAAAGAUUGGAGGUGAUGAACGAGAUCAUAUCCGGUAUUAGAGCUGUCAAAUUGUACGCUUGGGAAUGGAGUUUUACAGAAAUCAUUAAACAAUUAAGAAGGUAAAUUGAACUGGAUUAAAUAUUAUCUGGGCGAUGGGAAUCACCACAACUCUGUCACUAAUGCAGUAAUUUUCCUCCGAAAACCGUUCCUAUUUUCACUCGCCUCCCCAAUUAGUCGAAUUCCUCACCAAGUAUUCUCCUCUCCUUCCAUGAACCUGUCUCCAUCUUCUCUUUCACUGUCCCUUUAAGUGUGAAAUAACGUAUAACAAACUUACGUCAGUAAAUAAAGUGAUGGUCAUACUUUUGAAACAUGCUGUUACUAUAAAUAAAAGCUUGGAAAAUAAAAGUACAAAGGCGUUCUAAAUGUUUUUCUUUUAAUAACUGACCAUACUGCUUUCAUUUGUCUUCCAAACAGGAAGGAAAUGUGGUACAUUAGAAUAAGGGGACUUGUUAUAUCCAGCCUGUUGUCGAUGGCUUACACAAUUGCACCUCUCGCUGGGUUCAUCUCUGUUGUCACACUGAUAGCAGCAGGGGAACAAAUCACUGCUUUUAACAUGUUUACCAUUCUUUCAACCUUAAACGUUAUCAAUUUCUCCGUCUCUGUUGCUAUGGGAUACUUUUUGCCUUUGAUUGCUGAAGCAAAUACUGCAAUCAAUCGGAUUGAGAAAUUCUUGUCAACACCGACAUACAGCGAGAGACGUAUCACGUUUGCUUCUAGGCGUGGUCCAUGUGGCUUCCUUAGUCUGAGUCUGAAGGAUAUAGCAUCAACUGUGAGGCAAGAGAACAUCAAGGUUGAAAAAGCCAAGUUGAUUUCCUUAUCAAACAAAGGGGGGAUUCUAGGUACUGAGACCAAUGAUCUUAUCCUUCUGAACGUUUCGGCAUCUUGGGACAGACAUGAGGAGAGGAUGGCUUUAAAGGAUGUUUCCUUUUCUUUGAAGAAUGGGCAAAUGAUGGCUGUGACUGGGUCGGUUGGAAGUGGAAAAUCCUCUCUUUUAAUGACCAUACUUGGCGAGCUUCCUGCCAUUAAUGGAACAAUAUUGUUUGAUGGAACAGUUGCUUAUGUACCACAAAUCCCUUGGGUUUUCUCAGGAACUAUAAGAGAUAAUGUUUUGUUCGGAAGACGGUUUGAUGAAGCCAAAUAUCAUGAAAUACUUGACAUUUGUUGUAUGCAAACCGAUUUGAAAAACUUCUCGUUUGGUGACUUAACAGAAAUAGGGAGCCGUGGUGUAAGCCUAAGUGGUGGUCAACGAGUCCGUGUGAGUUUAGCACGCGCACUGUAUUCAGGCGCUGAUCUUUUUCUAUUGGACGAUCCUCUUAGCGCAGUGGACGCCAAAGUCGGAAAGAGUCUGUUUGAAAGGUGUAUUUGUGGAUUUUUGUCUGGUAAAACCCGUGUUUUCGUUACUCACCAAUUGCACUAUCUAACAGAACUAAAUAACGUCAUUGUGCUAAGUAAAGGUGUCAUGGUGAAAGGAAAAACUAGCUUUUUAAAGGAAGGCUCCAAUACCUGCAAUUCUAGACGGUGCGAUGCCAAUAUACCUGGAAAUUUAGAGGGAGAUAAUUCGAAACGGUCAUUAGAGAACUUACUCACUACUGAGGGAAAUCAAGAUUUGAAGGAAGAUGAGGAAGACAGAAACACUGGUUCCAUAACUUGGAAGCUCUACUGGAAGUACUUCAGGACAGCGCAUUCUGCUCCUGUAAUACUCUUCCUUUUCCUGUUUAUUCUUGGAGUGAAAGGUAACUAUAAACUAUAUUUACAGGAUUUGUCCAAGAUCAAUAUCUUGGCUUUUUUUUCCUUUAAAAUAUGGUGUUAUUGACAUGGUUCACCUACUGCCAAGGAACGUCGGAAUUUUAGGCGUACUUGGGAAGAGCGCGGCGAGGCGACAUGGUGAGAAGAAAAAGUUGAAAUUAAAUCAAGGUCAGGAGUUAAAACAGUGGGAUCAUUUAAACUAAAGUAAAAUCUUUUAAAUAUAUUUGGCACGCUAAGUUUUGUUACUUCGGAGGGGCAAUGUCCUAGUGCUCUUUGCUCCAUCGUUUACGUUCUUGUACAAGCUUAACUUGAAAUAUAAAACCAGGUUCAGGUGGAUAGCCCGCUAGAUUGGCCUAAUUUGAUAGGGACAACAACUCUGGUUCAUUUUGUUUAAUCGGUUUUUUGUUCUUUUUUUAAAGUGUUAUUGAUAAUGUCUCACUGGUGGGCAUCACAGGUCGCAGAAAUGACCCAAGAGCAACAGAGAUCAUCAAGGAUACUGAAAAUUUAUGGAGCCUUGAUCAGCUCAUCCCUUGUGGCCAACUUUAUUUGCUCGUAUCUUUUUUAUUGGACGCUCCUUAAAGCUUCGGAGAGACUACACAACAAGAUGAUGGUCUCAGUCAUCAAGGCACCUCUGAUUUACUUUGACAAAACACCUGUAGGACGCACUUUAAAUCGAUUUUCCAAAGACAUCGGCAGUAUGGAUGAUGUCCUUACUCCUCAAUUCCUGACGGCUGUGGAAACUGUUUUAUUUGCAACGAGCACUAUACUGCUGCCAGUAGUAGCAAACAUUUGGCUUAUUUUGAUUGCAGUUCCUCUUGUUUUAGUCGCCUUUUAUUAUGGACGUUACUAUUUGAAGUCAUCCAGGGAAAUCAAGCGAUUGGAGGCCAUCACGUGCAGUCCUGUGUACUCGCACAUUUCUGACACAGUUGCAGGAUUAGAGAUAAUCCGUUCGGCACAAAUGGAGCAGGAUUUCCUAAGGAGACUAUUCAAGUACGUAAUAUAAUAAUUGCUCAUGUACAGGCCGUUGAGCUAAAUUCUUGUUUUAUAAGUCAUCCUACCACACGCGCAAAGAUCAUUUUAAAGAGAUUAGUUCCAGUUAGAGAGACCUUUAUAGUCACAAAAGCACCCAAUUUGGCAAACAACUCCUUCUGAAAUAGAGCUGUUUUCACUUGACUGUCGUAAAACCAAAACCAAAGUAAAUACACUAGCCAACCAAAGGGCGUAGUAAAACCAAAACCAAUCCCUUUCGACAGUCAAGUGAAAACGGCUCUAAUACCAGCAAAUCUAGGACUUACGCAGCCCUCUUUUACACCCACUCGUCAAGUUAAGUAACUGACUUCAUGCUUCUUGACGUACGGUCCUGCUUGCGCUCUAUCGCUUCAAUACACUUUUCAGUCAGUCCUACGUGGCUUGGAUAACCUGGUUGGUUAUUAUGAAGGAAAUCUAGACGCUUACUUUGUAAGGAGCUUUGUUUGAAUGGUUGGGGGCGGCUAAGGGCAUGCAAGUGGUAUGUCGAUACACCCCAACGAGUAGAUAAUAUGCCCAAACAUAACAGAAGCAUAGCUACUUGAUAUCCACCAUUAUUAUUCAUUUAAUAAAUUUCUUCGUUUCUGAUUGGCUAAAAUCCCACGCAACAGAGAAUUCAUCACAACCAGCUUUCGUCGACCAAAUUUCGAAGAAUUUUUCGAUAUAUGAAAAAUGAGGUCAAUCGUGUAGCAAAUUGCCAGAUUAUGGAACCGUUAACUGAGAAAACGGACGAGGUGGAGUUGUUUUGGUAGUGAGUAAAAAAAAUGGCGGAAAAUUUCACUCGUUUCACGAGAGGAAUAAAUAGGCGAACUAUUUGCUAGCAAGAACAGCAAGAAGACAACUCGACGGACGACAUGUACAUCUGCUGUUUGGAGAAUAUUUGCGGAGCCGAACAACCCUAUAUCUCCUAAACUUGCCGAUUAACAUGCGCUAUCGAAGAUGAACUUAACAUCGAUGGACGUAAGCAUGUUUAAUCUUGUUUUAAAUUAGGCCUCUUUGGAUAACACCCUCCUCGAUGUACAUAAUUCUUCAGAUGAUACUCAGCCUCAUUAAAAAAUUGUUAAUUAUUAGGAAAUUGAGUAAGCCUUUUACCAGACCUUUGCAUACCGUAUACCAAUCCCCAUAAUCCUGCAGUACUUACCAAAACUCAGGGGCACACAACGAGAAUAUAGUUCAAAACCAUUUAAUUAUAGCAUUGUUAAACGUAUUUUAGUGUUUAAACGGUAGAUAUAGGCAGAUUUUCAUCCCCUAAAAAUUCUUCAUUUGGAUUUCCUAGCGGAAAGUUUAGUGAUCCGAAAAUCAUAGGGAUCAAAACUUACCUUUUCGAAAAUUUCAGCCAGAAAAAAGGCUGCCGAAAAUUCUUGGUGACCUUUUUAGGGUAAAAAUACGUUAAAAAUAGCCAAUUAUACCAUAUUUUAGAUGUUAAAAAUCCUAGGAGAGGGAGGCAAGCAGGAAAUUUUGCAACAAAUGUUCCGAAAAUCCUAGAUCUCAAAUCGUCUUCAGAACAGAUAUUUUCCGAAAAUUGACGUAUGGUGCCCCUGAAAACUGAUCAUCACACUUGGUGAUUCUCUAGAAUUUAUCCGAGCUUCCAAUGGAUCAUCUUGAGUAGCAUUUAGGAUCGUUACUUUCUGAUCAGUACCAGAACUUGUUUCCGUUCAAAGCAACAGUUUUCGUUUCCCAAUUCUGCCUGAAAUUUAUCGAGUUUUAUUGUUGACGGUUUGAAAGGUGCUGUAGCGAAGUCGGUGUUUGUAAACAUCAUUUAUGACCUUCUUUUUUCAUUUUUAUGGUUAGUUACCAGGAUGAGAACACGUCAGCCUUAAUGAUGGUGAUAACCAGUUCCCAGUGGCUUGCUCUUCGUAUGACCCUUCUAUGUAGCUUGAUGGUUGCCGCUGCAGGUUAUGGAGCUGUCCUUGUUGCCCAAAGCCCAGGUUUGUUUUCUUGGGAACACCGAGCAGGGGCGGAUCCAGAAAAUUCAGAAAGGGGGUAACCGGGACACUUAACAGUUGUAUCCAACUAGAUAGAAUACAAAGGAAAAAAGGGCGGCGGCCCUCUCGGCCAACCCUUAAAUCUGCCCAUACCGAGACCAAAAUGACCGAUUUCCUUUUCAAAGCCAACAUCGUCUCCAGAGUCUCCGUUGAAAAACAGACCCUAGGCUAGGAAAAAAGCUGUUUUGUAACAUGCAUUGCAGUGCUGAUAGCCAUAUCUUUCUCUCUUUUCUUAGCUGCCUUUCAAUUCUCCGUGUGGCUUGGGCGUUUCGCGGCGGAGCCUGAUUUCGACUCUCUUGCGAAACGUUCUUAGCGCCAGGGAGUGCAGAGACGGCUGUAUUCGCCGGCUAGUAACCCUAUUAUCAUGGCAAAACUUCCCAGAGUCGUCUGUCUGACCAUAGUCUGCGUCACAGACUUAAUUUAACCCUGGUUAGCCGUAACGUAUGCGAAGCAGCACCGAGAUCCUUGUUCUUAGGCCCCAACAGACUCAACGAAAUACCGGAGGAGCGUUUAGAAUUUCGUUUCAACUUGAUUAGCAAAUCAACAAUGGCUUUUUUAACAGGCCAAUCUUGGCGGGUACUUAAAACCAUAUACACAUGUUGGGGCCCAGAACAAGGAGUCUGGCGCUGUUCCGCAGACGAACUUAGCCAGCGUAGUUUCGUCUUUGGCGUAGGUUAUUUUAUCAGAGCCAUAUAUUAUUUCCCUUCAGCCCUUGCAGGGUUGUCUCUUACGUUUCUGUUGGAAGCCGUGGAUGAAGUCGCAUUUAGCAUCAGAAUAAGUUCUGAAGUGGAAAAUCUCAUGACUUCGGUAGAAAGAGUAAUAACGUACAGUAACUUGGACGAAGAGGCCGGUUAUAAUACAGAGAUCCAGCCACCGGAUUCAUGGCCCACAAAGGGGACGAUCGACAUCAAGGACUUGUCUUUCAGGUACACCGAAAGUGGCCCACGAGUUCUAAAGGACAUAAAUUUGUUUAUUUCUGACAAAGAAAAAAUAGGAGUCGUUGGUCGAACAGGAGCUGGGAAAUCAUCACUCGUCGCAUCAUUACUGCGCAUGCCUGAUCCAGAAGGAAAGGUAGUGCAAUAUCUUCAUGUCAAUACUGACUUGAUUAUCAAUAGGUUUUAAAUAGGCAAUUAUUAGAAACUUGGAAAACAAGGCAAAGAGAAAUUUUCAGUCUCAAAAUUGCAAAGACACUUUCAUUUAGUUGACGCGACAAAAAGCCCUAUGGCUCUAAGUGAAGUGUGUCAAGACUUCUGUCAUGAACUAUUGUAAACGAGGGUGAGUGUUUCAAAGGGUCUCCAGAUAACAGGAAAAAAGGUUUAACUAGCCAAGUUUUUUAAAAGGGACCUUGACUUUUCCUUUUAAAUUAUAAAACGAUCGAUAAAUCCAGAACAGUCCAAAUCAAAAUUUGCUGUUUUUUCUUGGUUAAAAAGGUAAUAAGAAACAGAUUGCCUUUUUUCUUUCUUAGCUGUUAAUGACCACUAACGCUAAAAUAAGUAGCCUAGUAGGAAUGAAAAAAGCUCUUUUUUUUGAGCAGGAAUCUCAUUAAAGGAGACAAGAUAACAUUAACGCCGAUAACGCGACAAACAAGGCAUCUCACUGAAUGACAGAGACGUUGGCGCGUAUUGCCUUCACAGGAAUGACCCCUCUGCAAUAGGCCAUUUGCACUAAGAGGUCAUGGGGACAUCGUUUUUAUGAAAAUGAACGUUAUAUGAUUUUGCCUUCGAAAAACGAUUAGUGGGUCAUACCUUAAACAAAAUAAUAGUGAUUUGGUUUGUCAAACCCGCACCAUUUUCUUAAAAUGAGUAAGUUCGUAGCUGGUCACGUGACCAAAAUGUAAUUUUUAAAAUUAGGAAUUACAUCUUUCAGAACACAAAUGUUGCACUUAAAGUUCAAGGAAAAUGUUGAAAAGAUGAUGUGGUAACGUUUACAACACAUCUGAGCGUAACUAUCAAACGUUUAACAAGAUAGAAGCAAAAAGUAGUUUUGGCCGCCAUGUUGGAGCGCAAGAGUAUGCCCUCCAACAUGGCGGCCAAUACAAAUCAUACUGCUUUGUUGUAAAAUCAAAGUGCCAUAAAAUAUCUCCCUUAAAUGCAUUUCCCCUCAAAUUUCGGGCGUAAGAUAAUUCUUAUGUGCUCUGUCAAUUUUUGGCAUCAGCAAGCUUCCAACUCAUCGUUUAAAGGAAGCAUUGGUCACGUGACCUCUUAGUGCAACUGGCCUAUUAAUCAUGGUAUCAUUAUGGCUAAGUAAAGCAAUGACCCAUACAUACCUAAAGAAGGGCACGCACGACCAAUAAAAGUAAAAAUAAACAAUGACAUCUGUUACAUUAUCGCAUUUAAUUGACUAACCAUUAAUUUUACUUUGUCUAAGCAUAUCAAUUGUGACAAUUACUAUUAAACCCAAUUACAUAACCCCCCAAAGUCAGCAACAAGCAAUUAGCUUUAUUGAUGUCUUGUGUUUAAGGAAAAGAUUCAUCAAUGGAAAUUCGAGUAGCUUUACUUUUCAAAUUAGUUUUUUGCGUUAAGAAGUUAAAUUCCUCACAUUUUUAGUUGAGUCCAAGCUUGUGUCGCUUUUUUAACAGCAUCGAUCCAAAAAUAAAAAAACUUGUCAAAUCGGUUCUACUAGGCACAACGCAGCAAUAGAAAGACACAUAAUCGCAAAGAGAUACCUAUUCGUGACUUCAUGUGCGUUAGUGCAUUCAUCUCCUGUAAUGAGAUACCUACCCCUCACCCCAAUUAAAAGGCUUAAAACACCCCUACUAUAGUAUUAUGCGCCCUCAAAAGUUAUGAUCAAAAUGGUUUUAUCUUGAUUAGGUGUUUGUCGAUGAUGUCGAUAUUGGGGCCAUCAACCUUCAAUCAGCUCGUCGAUGUAUGGCUGUUAUCGCCCAAGAUCCAGUCCUGUUUGGAGGCAUCCUGAGAAGAAACAUUGACCCAUUCUCUAGAUUCACGGACACAGAGCUUUGGACCGCCCUCGAAGACGUCCAGCUAAAAGGAGUGGUAGAGGAACUUCCUGGGCAGCUGAACUUCCAGUUAAAAGAAUCAGGAUCGAACUUCAGUGUCGGGGAGAGACAGUUGGUGUGCCUUGCCCGUGCAUUGGUGCAAAGAAGCAAGAUCAUUAUCAUGGAUGAGGCCACUGCUAAUGUGGACUUCAAGACUGAUCAUCUCAUCCAGGAAGUCAUUCGUCACAAGUUUAAGGAUUCCACAGUGCUAACCAUUGCCCAUCGACUCGACACAAUUAUGGAUUACGAUAAGGUUUUGGUUCUUGAUGGUGGACGAGUUAUGGAGUUUGAGAAGCCUGACGUCCUAAUUAGAAAAGGUGGCCUGUUUGCAGAUUUGGUGAAAAACACAAGUGAAUCGAAAAGUCGGAAUCUUUAACGGAAAUUUUACUUGCUAUCAGCAGCCGGUCAAGCUAUUGUUCUUCACAGAGGAAGGCUUUACACUCAAUGCAUGGCAGAAUUAAGUCAACAUGAAUUUUAUCUGUGUGUCAAACUCAGGCAAACCCCAGGCCACUGAGUUAGAGAAUCAAGUGUCAUGUUGCGUGGAUUGAGAUUAGCUGUUAUCUCUGGAUUGUUUUUAAAAUUGUUUCUCAUGAUUUGUUAAAAUCAAAAUCUAGUACGUUAUUUUACUCAGCAUGCAAAGUGUUGUAAAAUUCUCAAAGGUGCCCAUGCGGUGAAUCAAAUUAUGCCAGUUUAUGAAUUAGAAAAGUACGUCUUUGACGACAUAUGGCAUGAAGCGUGAUUAUUAUGAAUUGUAACAUUAAGUUUACCACUGUAACAGAGAAUAUCUUUUAACGUACUUAAAAAUUGUUGCAUAGAGUAAAGAGCAAAGCUUCAAUCGAUGUAUAAAUAGCUCUAAAAAUGAACUUGACCAAUCGUAUUGCCUAGUGAUGGUAUAUAAACUAAACGACUCUGUACCCUGUGAUUUUGGCAAUGUUUCUUACUUCCACUUCCAAUAACAGACUUAUUGAGUACGACAAAAGUGGACCAGAAUCCCAUAUUGUGUUAC
Molecule: messenger RNA, 10909 nt
Organism: Porites lobata
Lineage: Eukaryota; Metazoa; Cnidaria; Anthozoa; Scleractinia; Poritidae
Source: the annotation of a GenBank genome assembly